ACUUUGUUACAGAGCUGAGUCUGUGUCUGUUUGUCCGUGCGCACCUUGUGCCAAAUGGGAGCCUCGUCACCUCAGCUGCUGCUGCUGUGUUUGGAGAGCAGCCGCGGCUCGUGCGUCUUUUCCACUGCGCACCCAUGAACUUUACGCACCUCCACCACGCGCCGCCGCCGCCGCCACCGCUGCUGCUGCUGCUGCUUCCUUCUGCUCCUCCCGCGGACCAUGAAGACCUCUCGCAGAUGUAGGACCCUUCUGUCGGUGAGCCUCAACUUCUUCGCCCUGUUUUUCUCCAUCACCGCCUUCAUCACCACCUACUGGUGCGUGGGCACGCAGAGAGUCCCCAAGCCCAAGUGCAGCAAACUGCGGACACACCACUGUAUAGACUACGGGGUGAACGAGACGGACCCGAACAAAGUGGUUUACAGCUGGGAGACCGGGGACGACCGGUUCCUGUUCCGCCAGUUCCACACCGGCAUCUGGUUCUCCUGCGAGGAGAACAUCGACGAUGAAAGUGAGCGAUGCCGCAGUUUCAUCGAUUUGGCCCCGGCAUCAGAGAAAGGGAUGCUGUGGCUCUCUCUGGUUUCUGAGAUGUUGUACAUCGUUCUGCUGGUGGUCGGCUUCAGCCUCAUGUGUUUAGAGCUGGUUCACUCCAGCAACGUCAUCGACGGACUCAAGCUCAAUGCCUUCGCUGCCGUCUUCACUGUGCUUUCAGGUCUUCUCGGUAUGGUGGCUCAUGUGAUGUACACACAGGUCUUUCAGGUCACCGUCAGUCUCGGUCCACCCGACUGGAGGCCCUACAACUGGGACUACGGCUGGUCCUUCUGCAUGGCCUGGGCGUCUUUCACCUGUUGUAUGGGCGCGUCCGUCACCACCCUCAACUCCUACACGAAGACCGUCAUCGAGUUCAGGCACAAGCGCAAGACCUUUGAGCAAAGCAUCCGGGAGGAGCACGCAAGGGAAGCCUUCGGAUAUUUCCGAGAACGCUCGGUGCACUCCAUCUCGAAAUCUGUGGAGGUUUAUCCGAGUCAGACGAUGAAAAGUGGCAGGAAAACUCCCAUACCUGCUGACUCACUGGACCUGAGUGACAUUGCGGGAUCCUUAGGGGAAGAACAGUGCUGAGUGAGACGGGGGCAGCAUGUGGUGGCGUUUAAUUCAAGUGUGGAAACUUGAUGGAUGGAUCGAUGGAUGGAUCGAUGGAUGGAGGUGUUGUUGUCGUUCCUCUAUACACGGGAAGUUUGCCUCAUGGGAUCAUAAGCUCCAUCUGAAACAUUUCUUCCCUGCCUUAAUUUGAAUAAAUCGCAGAGAUUCAUGUCAGUCAAGGUUAAAGUUGGGCAACUCAGCAAAGGAAUGGAAGAAGGGACACGAUCUGUUCUUUAUGGUGUAUUUUUUUCUGUUUGUGUUACCUACCACAGUGUAAAAUUUCAAGGAAAAUCAUUUUGAGGGUCUUAUUAGCCUUAUUAAAUGUGUUUCAGUUGAUCAAUAAUUGAAUCCGAAUGAGUUUUCUAACGACAUUUCAGCUGCCGGUCAUUAAAUGUGAAAUAGAGCACAAAUACUACUUACAGUAAAUGACGUGCCAAGAUACAGUAUCUACAGCAAAGGCUGCAAGUAUUUAGACCGUUACAGUUUUUUUGUUUCGUCGUUGUCAUUCAAAUAGUGAACAGUGAACCUCACCUUUAAUCUGAGUAAAUGUAUGUAAUUUAAUAUCAAGGAAGAGUGUGGGAGACGUCCAAAACCCAGGGAUCAAAGGUGAUUGGAAACUUUCCAUCCAAAUGUUUCUUCUUGUGGAGCCAAAAAGCUGUUCAUCACUGAAUGAUCAAUGAGUCACCUGACUUUUAUUUGAUGGAGUGGAUUUUAAAUUGCUGCAGACCAAGCUCAAGGUGGGAGACAAUUGGCAUCAGCUGAAGAAGUGAAUUUGAUGAAUUUCCUUUUUUUUUUUUUGACAUUUAGGCUGUAAUGCACUUUAAAGGCUUAAUCUCCAACUAUAUCCAUCAAUGAACAGUAAAAUGUCAGUGUCCUGAUACUUCUGGCCUUGACUGUAAAGUGUAAAUAGGCUGUGGUGUGUUAUUUUAGUCUUCGAUGUUCACAUCAGUUUCUUUAUGAAAACUGUAACAAAGGCCAUGAUGUUUCUGCUUUGAUCAGAGGAAAAUAAAUACUCAACGCCAUCAAAGUUACUUUAUAUAAUUAGAAAAAAAGUGAUUUUUCGUACAACAGAAGAAAUGGUGACCAAAAAUAAAGUUUGAGAAUACAAUCACUGCGUGUUCAACGUAAAUCUGAUCUUUGUUGUUGCAUUAAUGACCCACUAGAGGACAGUGUUGUACACUCACUCACUCCUACAGUCAGUUAACCUCUGCAUGUUUUUGGACUGAAAGGCCGCAGAAAGGUCCUUAUCCAGACCUGGAUCUUUUUGCUGCAAGGCAACAGUUCUAUCCACUGUGCCACCCAUGUCCACAUGGUGGUGUCUGUACAGUUUUGCAUUUUUGUUAUUUCUGGUGUGCUGUGAUGUCAGUAUUAUAGUAUAAUAUUAAUUAUUAUAAUGCAAUAUGUGAGGAUACUGAUGAAU
Solea solea (common sole) is the source of this 2557-nucleotide messenger RNA. Its product is annotated as germ cell-specific gene 1-like protein. NCBI's taxonomy places the organism in Eukaryota, Metazoa, Chordata, Actinopteri, Pleuronectiformes, Soleidae. The transcript is spliced from 5 exons. Gene Ontology annotation, cellular component: plasma membrane. The record is from RefSeq and is a predicted model, not a curated record. Bases 220 to 1116 code for a protein of 298 amino acids.